AUGGCUUCAAACGAGCCAGGCCUUGCGCCUCUCAGUGCGCCGGCUGAGGACCCUAUCAAAGGAGCCGUCGGCGUACCCGUCGAUACAGACACCCCCGUUGCACCGGACCAGUUCGACGAACGUUACGAGACAUCGAAGUGGGAGAUCUGGUCGUAUUACUGGUAUGCAAACUAUUCCAGCGAGGGGACUGAUUUGGAGCGCGACAAUGGCCUCACUCUUUUCAACUUCGGUCCGACGGCUUUCCAAAACCUCAUGUAUGAAGCUGCAGGAGACUCCGAGGUGCUGUACUUCAUGGGCCGAAACCGUACCAUCAACUCCAUUGUGCUUCUCUGCAACGGCAUCAGUUUCGCCAUCCAGGUCCUCGUUUUCUUGAUCCUCGGUUCUUUCGCCGAUUUUGGUACAUGGCGCCCCAACAUCCUGAUAGGGCUGUCCGUCAUUGCUUUCGGAAUCGGAUUUGGCUGGUUAGGCGUUCAUACCGAGGAUAAAUGGCACGCCGGUGUGGGUCUCUAUAUUGUCGGUCUUAUCGCAUACCAAACGACAAUCACAUUCUGGACUGCUGCCUUCCCUGGACUGGCAAGGAACACCAAGGAAUUACGAGUCAAAGCCGAGGAGUUCGCCGAUGGAACGAUUACCCGCGCAGAGUACGAUUUUGCCGAUAUGAUGAAGCGAAACGAGCUCUCCAACACGGCGUUCUAUGUUCAAUCCGUGUUUGAGAUCCUCAUCCUGGCUGUUAUCGUGGGCAUCAUGUUCGGUCUGCACGUCAAUGACAGCGCGGAGAACAACAACUGGGGUCUCUCGGUACUUAUCGCUUUUGCGACUGGAGUUUGGAUCUUGUGCGCUCUUCCGUGGUUCAUCCUCGAGAAAAGACGACCAGGCCAGGACCCAGGACGCGCGAACAUAGUCCUAGCUGGUCUCAAACAGCUUGGAUACGCGAUGCGACAGAUCUGGCAGUUGCGCCAAAGUCUGGCAUAUCUGGCGGGCUACUUUCUCCUCGGCGACAGUCUCAACACCACCGUGACGGUUAUCGGGACUCUACAGAACGAGAUUGUUGCGUACAACAGUCUGCAGCUUACCUACCUGCUUAUUGUAGGUAUCGCUGCCCAGGCGGUUGGCAUCGGCGCCUUUUGGCGCAUCCAAAAGUACUACGGUCUAUCCACCAAGACCAUGUUCAUGGUCGUCGCCAUAUGCAUCGUCCUUCUCGACGGCUGGGGCAUGAUCGGCAUCUGGACGCAACGCUUCGGUUUCCAUAACAAGUGGGAGGUUUGGGUAUACCAGGCUUUCUAUGGACUGCUUGUCUGUCCGUGGUACAGCUAUUCGCAGACCAUGAUCUCCGAGGUCACACCGAGAGGGAAAGAAUUUCUUUUUUUCAGUUUGUUCUCGAUCGUGGGAAAGACGAGUGCUUUCAUCGGCCCACUGGUCAGCUCUGCCAUUAUCGAUGAUACUGGCAACAACAGUAGUCCUUUCUAUUUCUUGUUCGCGUUGAGCCUGGUUAGCUGUGCCUGGCUUUUCUUCUUUGUCGACGUUGAGAAGAGUAGAAUGGAGCAGGAGACUUUCUUGGAGAGGGAGAAGAACACUAAGAUGCACAAUGAGGAUGCUGAGAGCCUUACUUGA
Molecule: messenger RNA, 1611 nt
Organism: Alternaria incomplexa
Lineage: Eukaryota; Fungi; Ascomycota; Dothideomycetes; Pleosporales; Pleosporaceae
Exons: 2
Coding region: 1-1611 (536 amino acids)
Source: RefSeq, a predicted model, not a curated record